AUUGAGAUACAGGCAAGUUCGACUCGGGUCGCUCUCGCGAACUUCUCUCAACUCUAAACACAAAUAGUUGAUAGUCGCUCGGUAAGCUUCGGUUCUCGGUGUCUGUCGUCGUUUACAUACAACACGCAACACACCGUGUGCGAACUAAAAUACACAAUUAGACUACAACAACGCAGUAUACUUACAGUGUCGCGUGGAUUACAAUACACGCAUUUCGCGUUCGAUUCGCCGCCGCGACCGAGAAGACGAAGAAGAAGGAAAAAAACAGGCAGCCAACUAGAGCUCUGUGUGGACUGUCGUUCGUCGAACGUCGGUUACGUGUGUCCCUGCAGCCGUUGUUCUGUCUUUUGCACAUACGCGGAUUUGCGUACAUUAUAAUAAACAUUUGAAGACAAGCUCGCGAUUGAGCAAGUGCAUCGCAACUCGCGCCCACCCCGCCUGUGUGUGUGUGAGUGUCGAACAUUUUGUGCAAAAACUACAUAGACAUUUUCGGUUGGUGACACAAAUCAUUAUCGCUCGGAAUAUCAUCUUUCGAUCAUUGACAGGUAUAUUACGGUACAGUUCUACAGCAACAGCAAUACGAGGAGAAACCCAAGAAGCUAAAGAAGUCCAAAGAUUCUCUCGAUUACGACUUGAGAAUUUCGGUGCUUUCUACUUCAGUGUAUUCAUCACGAUUGGCAUCGUGCUUGCUAACCGGCAAACGCUCCUCGAACACGUCGCAAGACUAGGAAUUCCGUUCUUGUUGCUGCUUUUGACAACCGUGGCAAACGAUCAUGCUUGUCCAAGAAGCUCAACUUCUAAGGUGGAGUUUGCCAGCGUUCGCCCUGAUCGUCGGACUAUAUUGGUUCAAGCGUCGUCGAAUCGACCGAGCUGAUCCAGGCGGUACUAUCAGCACCAGCGAGUGCCAAGAAGAACAGGACUCGACCAAACGUGAAAGUACUCCGAUUACCUCGACGCCCUCGGCUCCUUGCAGUGCUCAAAAAUCCUCUGACUCCGGUAUACACACCGACGACUCUUUCGAUUCCCCAAAGAACUCACUUGACGCAAUCGAGCAGAUACUUCCUCUGCGCAAAGUGAGCUCAUCCAUGGACAUACCAAAUCGCAAAUCCUCAGCCUCUCAGUGCGCUUCGAUCUUGUCUCACGCAUCAAUGGAACUCAACAAUUCGUAUUGGAACGAGGAUGACACUCCGGUAGAAGAGAGCAUCUACGGCAGCAGACCGAGUGAGAAUAAUGGCUUCGAUUUGUUGGCAAAGUGUCAAUUGCCCAACGGAUUGAACAAUUCAACAGGCUCGGUCAUCAAAGAAGAAGAGGUCAUCAGUGACAGCGAUUCUGUCAAAAUCAUCGUUCCGGUUGGCAAGCCUGAAAUACACGAGUUUCAGGAUUCAGCAGAUAAAACUGAAUCGCAGGCCCUAAACAAGCCUGAAGAAGCUGAAAAAUCGGAUAAAGUUGAGCCAAGUAUUGAAAAACAAACAGCUGAAGACAGUGAAAAAACAGAAGCUGCCGAAGCGACUGAAAAAGCUGAGGAGACUGAGGAAGUCAAAGUUGUCGAAGUGAAUGAAAACACCGAAGAAACUAAAGAAGCCGAUGCUGCUGAAAUCGAGGAAAUUCAAAGAGCAGAAGAUGCAUCACAAAACGAAAAUGGUGCUGCUAAGACCCCGAUUAUAAUUGUCACAACGGAGCGCGAUUCGGCCAAUCAUAGUCCAGUUUCAGGGGCUCUUGAUGGUAGCAGCGACGCCAACGAUGAUAUUGAAAGCGAAGGUAGCAAUGACAGCGGCAGAGGGGGUAGCAUUAAAGAAAAUAAGAAAAGUCUGGAAAAAAGAGUCUUCAUUUUCCAAGUACCUCUGGAAUUAGUUGGACGACUCAUUGGUCGCGGUGGCGUAUUCCUUAAAGAAGUUCGCAGAGAAUGCAAUGUCAGUAUGGUGAUCAGACAAACAAACAAUGACACUGAAUACAGAAUGUGCAGUUUAUGUGGAACACCUCAACAAAUCGAAAAUGCACUCCUUAAAAUCAGAAAAUACUUCCCAUUAGAUCAUUAUCCUAAUUUCACGAUGGAGCAGUGCCUUCCCAUCGACCCGAAAAAACCCGAAAACUGCUUGCCGUGUAUGUUAUUGCCACAAAUGACUGAAUUGAGCCUUGUCGAAGGUAUUACUAACGAUGUCGUUGUGUGCCACAUCGUUGCACCUAAUCAUCUGUUUCUUCAAAUGCCAACACAUCCAACGUUCCCAGCUCUGCGAUCCCUCGAUCAGCAAAUUAACAAAGUCUACAAUACUAGCGAAGCACCAGCAGCGCCAAAAGAACUUGAACCUAACAUGGUCUUAGUUGCUAAAGUUAACGGUAGAUGGGUCAGAGUGAUAGUAGUUGAAGUAAAUCCAGAUAAUUCAUGUCGUGCUCGUAUUGUUGAUUUUGGCGGAUUUGCAUACUUCCAAAAUGAUGAAUUGAAGGCAAUGCGUUCCGAUUUUGCCGCGUUGCCUUGUCAGGCAAUUGAAGUUUUUCUAGCCAACGUCGUCCCCAAAAAUGGUGAAUGGAAACAGGAAGCAUACGAUAUCGUUUCGACAAUUACUUCCAACAGUAUAGGCUAUGCACACAUUGCAGCUUACAUGCAACACUACACUCUGGUCAAUUUAUAUUACGACUUCAAUAGACAAGUGGUCAUUUCGUUAGGUGAUGAAUUAGUCGCUCGAGGACUUGCAGACACAACUCCCUCAUAUGUUAGCGCAUGAAAAAUGUAA
Trichogramma pretiosum is the source of this 2729-nucleotide messenger RNA. RefSeq names its product A-kinase anchor protein 1, mitochondrial (gene spoon). Lineage: Eukaryota; Metazoa; Arthropoda; Insecta; Hymenoptera; Trichogrammatidae. Gene Ontology annotation, molecular function: RNA binding. The transcript is spliced from 5 exons. The record is from RefSeq and is a predicted model, not a curated record. The coding region runs from base 774 to 2720 and encodes 648 amino acids.